This is a messenger RNA of Cokeromyces recurvatus, 979 nucleotides long. RefSeq lists its product as uncharacterized. The coding region runs from base 471 to 824 and encodes 117 amino acids. The record is from RefSeq and is a predicted model, not a curated record. The transcript has a single exon. NCBI's taxonomy places the organism in Eukaryota, Fungi, Mucoromycota, Mucoromycetes, Mucorales, Mucoraceae.
UUUGUAAAAAAAAAAAAAAAUAUACAUUUAUAUUAAUAGCCCUUAUCAUUUUUUCAUAUUAUUUUUCGUGGUACAAUUUUUGUAUUUUUUUUCUUUCUGUUUUCCCCUUCCUUAUCUUUUGCACUCAAAACACCCAAUACGGAUUGAUGGAAGAAUUCGUCCCAAAUCUUCAGCAAUACUGUACGAUAGACCGACUACAAUACUGGGUUGGUCAAUCAAAUAUCUGGGGAACACACAAAAGAAAGACAACAAGUGGUCAAACGAAAUACGGUUGACAUUUGUGGAUUGUAUGCAGGGAGAUGAGGGAAUUUAUGGUCGAAUUGACAGAUUCAAUUUCAGCACAUUGGGACCAUCUCAAGAACGAGGUUGAUUUUAUCACUAUUGGUUAUGCCAGGAAAUCUCCAACCAAAGAAAAUCAUGCAUCGAAAACGCGACUUCUGCAACUCAUGGUUGACAAGCUGUAUUUUUGAAUGAAGUGUGAGGAAGUGUAUAUCAGUCCGUGCUGCUUUGCUAAAGAACCGAUUCUGGAACAUGAUUCCCCUAUAUCAGAUCACUUGUUUCCAGUCAUCAAAUGUUGCAAUGGUGGCAUUACAGAUUUGACGAAGCGCAUCCGUUACACUCAAAAACAUAUACGUCUGGCUAUUAUUGACUAUGCUGGCCUUUCCACAUCUCCGAAUGACAUUCGAAAAUUUCUCGACACAUACCCCAAUAUCAAAGAAAUUGCCAUUGACCAUGGUAAAUCAAUUGAAAUCCUGACUCAACACCAACUAUUGGAGAGAAACGAUGCUGAAAAAUUCAAUUGUCGCCUUAGUCUUGUUCAAUGAUCAAAAUAAAAAAUACGUUUGUUUGGCAGUCUUCAUCUUUCAAUACCAUGCAUAUUUUUUUAGUCCGUGCUUUAACAAAAGGAGGAAGGGCGUAUGUGAUGUUCAGAGCGUAAGCAAUGAGUAUAACUUAAAAUAAAAAAAAAUAUAUAUAAAUA